UUCCACCAAAACUUAAAUAGUGGUAUCUUAUAUCAAAAUAAAACUGAGAAUCCUUUUACUAUUAAAAUAGUAAUAAUCUUGACGUAAUAUAUUCUACCAACGGAAUUUUUUAAGUCACAACUUUGAAAUGUCAUUUUGUUAAUCAUGAUAAAAGUGAUAACUAUCUGUGAAACUUGAUGAUAACGUUUCGAAGGCGUAACCUUCGAUAACCAACAUCUGAUAUUAAGUAUAAAUAUGCCCUUUUGCUCGUAAAUAUUUUGCAAAUCGCAGUACUUUAGGAGAUUGUCAAAAUGUCUAAAAACUGUGAAUUUAUAUGCGUAGAGGACUUUGAGAAACAUGCUCUUGCCACUCUACCGAAAUAUGCUGCGGAUUAUUACAGAAGUGGUGCUGACGAAGAACAAACAUUGAAGGAAAACAGAGAAGGUUUUAAAAGGUUACGUUUCAGGCCAAGAUUCCUCAGAGAUGUUUCUACAAGGUUCUUGAAAACCUAUGUCUUGGGCCAUAGUAUCUCCUUUCCUGUCUGCAUUGCUCCCAGUGCAAUGCAUCGCAUGGCCCAUCCUGACGGGGAAGUAGCAACUGUUAAAGCUGCUGCGGCUGAAGGAGUUCCAAUGGUGCUGAGCACAGUGUCUACUACUUCAUUAGAAGAUGUUGCUAAAGCCGCACCAGAAUCUAUUCGAUGGUUGCAAUUGUAUAUAUACAAAGACAGGAAAGUUUCCAGAGAGCUAAUUAUUCGAGCAGAAAAAGCAGGAUAUUUGGCUAUAGUCCUUACAGUCGAUGCACCUGUGUUUGGACAUCGUUGGGCAGAUACCAGAAAUAAAUUUUCCCUUCCUCCUCAUUUGAAACUUGGAAAUUUUUCUGAUGUUGGAAUGGAUAAAGUAACAGAAACAGACGGUUCUUCUGGCUUAACUAACUACGUCAGUCAAUUAUUUGACCCAUCCAUUUCAUGGAAAGAUAUCAAAUGGUUGAAAGAAAUAACAACUUUACCAAUUUUAUUGAAAGGAAUUUUAACAGCCGAAGAUGCAAAAAUGGCCGUCGAACAUGGAGUGGCUGGCAUUAUCGUAUCCAAUCAUGGUGCAAGGCAGCUCGAUGGAGUUCCUGCUACGAUAGAAGUCUUGCCUGAAAUCGUGCGAGCUGUGGCUGGACGCUGCGAAGUCUACUUGGAUGGUGGAGUUCGUACUGGCACAGAUGUACUCAAGUCUUUAGCUUUAGGAGCAAAAGCUGUAUUUAUUGGAAGGCCAGUAUUGUGGGGUUUGGCAUAUGACGGGGAAGCAGGAGUGAGAAAAGUUCUACAAAUUUUAAGAAAAGAAUUUGAUACAGCUAUGGCUUUAAGUGGUUGCACUAAUCUUCACGAUGUGAAACCAUCUUUGGUAGUAAGACAAGAAUCUUUUUCAAAAUUAUAAGGGCUGAAUUCAGAUAAAAAGUGGAGAAAAACAAUCAAUAUAAUUCUUACAUUUGUAGUACAUCUUUUAUUUUUUAUAUCAAGGAACUGAAGAAUUUUACAAGUUUUAUCAUUCAGAAUGACAGAAUUUAGAGCAAAAGGAAUUGCUGCAACUUUAACAUUUAAAAUUCAAUACAUAUUAUUGUAUGAUCAAUUUCAUUUUUAUUUAUUUUUUAUUUACAAUUCUGAAAAGAAUGUUUAAAUUUAACUUCAAUGUGGAAAUCGAUUCACUGAACUUAUAUAUAAAUAAAUUUUAUAUUUCCUAUA
Molecule: messenger RNA, 1705 nt
Organism: Argiope bruennichi
Lineage: Eukaryota; Metazoa; Arthropoda; Arachnida; Araneae; Araneidae
Product: 2-Hydroxyacid oxidase 1-like
Exons: 8
Coding region: 291-1400 (369 amino acids)
Molecular function (GO): FMN binding; oxidoreductase activity
Source: RefSeq, a predicted model, not a curated record